Messenger RNA from Pelobates cultripes (western spadefoot toad), 19400 nucleotides. The record is from the annotation of a GenBank genome assembly. NCBI's taxonomy places the organism in Eukaryota, Metazoa, Chordata, Amphibia, Anura, Pelobatidae.
CUCAAAACAAACAGCGCGGGAAGUAGGAGAUACUCAAUACUACUGUAGGAAAAUAUGUCACCUUGGUAAAUAUCAGAACUGCUGGGAGCCCAGACCGGACAGGUGAAUUCCUCAUUGGGGUUUAAUGACAUGUUUCAUUGGAGGCAGGAACAGGACUGGCCAGAAUUAUCCACCAAACUGGGAAUUAUCAGACAUUGCACUAACAGGGCUAUCCACCAAACUGGGAAUUAUCAGACAUUGUACUAACAGGGCUAUCCACCAAACUGGGAAUUAUCAGACAUUGUGCUAACAGGGCUAUCCACCAAACUGGGAAUUCUCAGACAUUGUACUAACAGGGCUAUCCACCAAACUGGGAAUUCUCAGACAUUGCACUAACAGGGCUAUCCACCAAACUGGGAAUUAUCAGACAUUGUACUAACAGGGCUAUCCACCAAACUGGGAAUUAUCAGACAUUGUACUAACAGGGCUAUCCAACAAACUGGGAAUUAUCAGACAUUGUACUAACAGGGCUAUCCACCAAACUGGGAAUUAUCAGACAUUGUACUAACAGGGCUAUCCACCAAACUGGGAAUUAUCAGACAUUGUACUAACAGGGCUAUCCACCAAACUGGGAAUUAUCAGACAUUGUACUAACAGGGCUAUCCACCAAACUGGGAAUUAUCAGACAUUGUACUAACAGGGCUAUCCACCAAACUGGGAAUUAUCAGACAUUGUACUAACAGGGCUAUCCACCAAACUGGGAAUUAUCAGACAUUGUACUAACAGGGCUAUCCACCAAACUGGGAAUUAUCAGACAUUGUACUAACAGGGCUAUCCACCAAACUGGGAAUUAUCAGACAUUGUACUAACAGGGCUAUCCACCAAACUGGGAAUUAUCAGACAUUGUACUAACAGGGCUAUCCACCAAACUGGGAAUUAUCAGACAUUGUACUAACAGGGCUAUCCACCAAACUGGGAAUUAUCAGACAUUGUACUAACAGGGCUAUCCACCAAACUGGGAAUUAUCAGACAUUGUACUAACAGGGAUAUCCACCGAACUGGGAAUUAUCAGACAUUAUACUAACAGGGCUUUCCACCGAACUGGGAAUUAUCAGACAUUGUACUAACAGGGCUAUCCACCAAACUGGGAAUUAUCAGACAUUGUACUAACAGGGCUAUCCACCACACUGGGAAUUAUCAGACAUUGUACUAAAAAAGGGCUAUCCACCAAACUGGGAAUUAUCAGACAUUGUACUAAAAAAGGGCUAUCCACCAAACUGGGAAUUAUCAGACAUUGUACUAACGGGGCUAUCCACCAAACUGGGAAUUAUCAGACAUUGUACUAACAGGGCUAUCCACCAAACUGGGAAUUAUCAGACAUUCAAACUAAAUUCAGCUUCUGUUUUCCGUUUGGCUAGUGUAGCCUAGAAACUGAACGUUACUAUAAAUUAUCAACAAUUUGCUCUUUAGUGGAUAGACUGUGUAACUCCCAUUAAUACUAUUGAAGGUGUUACCCUUGCAUGACAUCUAAGAUAUACUCCUGUAUACCUGGUUUAAUAUAUCUGAGUCCCUCAGAGAACGGGGGCCCUAGGCAUGGUAUCGCUUUGGGGCCCCCAAUUCAUUCUCGCAUAGGGAUAGUGUAUAUGGGACCAAGCAAAUAUAUGGGUCUGGACCCUGGGCAGCUGCAUAAGGUCACCUUAUUGUUAAUUUGUUACCCCUGUCCUGGAGUCCAUGGGUAUGAUUGUUUAAUAUACAUGGGUCUGACUGUUUCUAAUAUGUUUUUUUUAUUUAUUUUUAAAAUCACUUUAAAUGUAGCAUACUGUGUUGUCACAUGCCUCAAGUUUCAGUGAUAUUUCAGUUGAUUGAAGGAACCAUGAAUGCCAACAGGUACUGUGACAUACUGAAGCAGAACAUGAUCCCCUCACCUCGGAGACUGGGCCGCAGGGCAGUAUUCCAACAUGAUAACGACCCCAAGCACACCUCCAAGACGACCACUGCCUUGCUAAAGAAGCUGAAGUUAAAGGUGAUGGACUGGCCAAGCAUGUCUCCAGACCUAAACCCUAUUGAGCAUCUGUGGGGCAUCCUCAAACGGAAGGUGGGGGAGCGCAAGUUUUCCAUUGUUAUACAGGCUGUACACUUACUACUUUUUCAUUGUAGCAGAGUGUUUGGGUCUGUUAUCAUGUUGGAAUACUGCCCUGCUGCUCAGUCUCUGAAGUGAGGGGAUCAUAUUCAGUUCUUCAGUAUGUCACAGUACAUGUUGGCAUAAAUGGUUCCCUCAAUGAACUGUAGCUCCCCAGUGCCAACAGCACUCAUGCAGGCCCAGACCGUGACACUCCCACCACCUUGCUUGACUGUAGGCAAGACACUUGUCUUUGUACUCCUCACCUGGUUGCCAUCACACACGCUUGACACCAUCUGAACCAAAUACGUUUAUCUUGGUCUCAUCGGACCACAGGACAUGGUUCCAAUAAUCCAUGUCCUUGGUCUGCUUGUCUUCAGCAAACUGUUUGGGGGCAUUCUUGUGGAUCAUCUUUAGGAGAGGUUUCCUUCUGGCACAUCAGCCAUGCAGACCAAUUUGAUGCAGUGUGCGGUGUAUGGUCUGUGCACUGACAAGCUGACCCCCCCCAUCCCAUCAACCUCUGCAGCAUUGUUGGCAGCACUCAUAAAUCUACUUCCCAAAGACAACCUCUGGAUAUGAUGCUGAGCAUGUGCACUCAACUUACUACUUUACAUUGUAACAGAAUGUCAUUUCUUCAGUGUUGGCAUAUGAAAAGAUAUAAUAAAAUAUUUACAAAAAUGUGAGGGUGUACUGACUUUUGUGAGAUAUUGUAGGUAAUCAUGAUAAAAAAAUAAAAUAUUCCAUAGUUAACAGGUUAUAGCACAAUGGGCAUGUUUAGCCUUUUGUUUAUUGUUUAUGUUUAUCUGUAAUGGUCAUGGUGUGUUUAUAAUACCUCUCCAAAUAAACAAAAUAAAGAGUAAUACAAAUAUUGCAUGUAUCAAUGUGUUUAGUGACUACUUUUAUAUUUCUCUUUUAAUCACAGGGUGAUUUUCCUGUGGAUCCACAGAACAGUAUGAGGCUCCCAUAGACAUGUUGUUCACAGGCGUGGGGAAAGUUUCUGGACUCCGGUGAUGCUUUUUCUGGCUAGAGGAUUUUCAUUUAGUACGCUCAGGUUUGCUACUCAACCUUGGAUUCGUUUCUGCUCUCGGGCAUCUGCCAAGAUGAUGUCGUCGAGGGGCUUGAUCCAGAAAGUUUUGUGCGUUGCAGAAAAGAAUGAUGCAGCCAAGAGUGUUGCAGAUCUCAUGUCUAACAGUAGAAUGAGAAGGGUAAGACACACACGCAGCAGUGGGCAAUGUGGAAUAAUGUGUUGUCCUUUUAUUGUAAAUCUUUGUUACUAAAUGGGCUUGCCACACUGAUUGAGCCUUUAACGUGUACAACUUGGUCUUAAAGGGACACUCCAAGCACCAUAGCCACGGCAGAUUAUUGUAUUAUAACAGCUUGUUGUAAUUAUGUUCUGUACUGGUGUUAUUUUACUUACACAAUAAAAGCACAUAUAUGUCUAAUAAUACAUAGGCAUAUAUAACUCCAUUUUAUAUAAGGAAGAACAGCCUAAAGUGACAAUGUAGGCACCCAGACCUCUUCAGCUCAAUGAAGUGAUCUGUGUACUGGCUCCCUGUUGCCCUUAGUGCUGCAAUGUAAAACAUUGUGAUUCCAGAGAUCUGCAAUUCUAAGUCUGGCGUCAGUGGCUGUCUACCAGGGAGGGACAUCUGCGCUGGAUUCAGGUAAGUGUUCUGACAAGAUGAUGGAAUAAAGAUUCAGAUUUCGUUCUAAUGGGGUUUGAAUUCUUUCAGCGCUAGAAAGGUGUACAAAGCAUUGAUUUAUGUUACACAAAUACACACAAAAGGGUUAAUUGGUGUUUGGGGGGAAAAGUAAUGUUUCUUUCUUUCUUUUAUCUUUUUUCCUUUUCCCUUCCCAUUUCAGAGAGAAGGAUUUUCCAAGUUUAAUAAGAUCUAUGAAUAUGAGUAUCAUUUAUUUGGAAAGGUAAAACGAUUGUAAUGAUCAAUAAACCUGUUCUAAAUGUGCUUGCAGGUUGUGGCGGGCUGUUAAUUUCUAAUAAUGAUGCCAAGUUAACAUUAAUAUUUACAUUUUGUACUGUUCUGCAGGAUGUAAGUGUUGUGAUGACCUCUGUGUCGGGACAUUUAUUGGCGCUGGAAUUUCAGAGUCACUUGAAAAAAUGGUUGGUAUGGACAGAUUAUCAAAAUAUAACUGCUUAUUGCGUUUCCUGAGAAAGACCUGGCCAUUCUUACCCCUCAUUUCUAAGUUAUUAUCAAAUUUAAAUGACAUCCAGAAUCCUGGGGUUUUUGAAUGUUCUGGAAAAUAAUGUAUAACAAAUUUAUUUUUAUUUUUUUAUGUCAGUAUCUUGAGAUCUCAAAUUAUGACAAAAUGAAUAUCUUUGUUGAGCUUUGUCAAACAGAGAGUGGGAAACCUUCAAGCUACAGAACAACAAAUCGCAGUGCAAUAUCAAUAUUGUUCUUUGCAAUAUAUUAAAAUGUUGAGAAACAUAAAUACAAGUAGUUGGACUAUUAAUACAUAUCUUAUAGUUUUCUUUUAUAAAACCGUUUUUCACCAAACGUGUAUUAUUUAUGUUGCGCACAAAGUAGGUAGAUAGUUCACUUAAAAAUUUGUUAUUGAAAUAAUGCAUUAUAGAAUCUAUAAAUUAAUACAAACCCCUUAGCCUGAAAGGUCAGUGGCUGCUGAAUACACAUAGUACAUACAAAUGUCUACAGAGACUAUAAAAACGAGUACUUUUUCUAAGUGCAUUUUCUCACAUUGGAUAGCAUAUAAGAACAAGUCUUAGCUGGGUGUUUACCCCUGCAAUAGUGUGCUUAAAGGGGCACUCCAAACACACAAAGCACUUUCCACCCCUUGCUUUAUGUGUAAAGAGUGUGUCCUUUUAAUUUUACAAAAAAGGUAGAUUUUUAUUUUUGCAUGUUUACAAAUGUCUUAUAAAUGUAGGUUGCCUCUAAAAAUCCACUGAUGGCUUAAUCACUAAGCAGUGAAUUUAAAAUCAAAUUGCCCAUGUUAGACUUACAUAUGCAGACCUGACUGUGGCUACAGCUAUGUUUGGGGGGGGGGGGUUGUUUUGUGUUUUUUAUAUCCUUUAGUUUGGUCUUAAUUUAAAGAUCCAUUUCCCUGUGUGGUGAAUACAGCAAAUUGGGUACAUGUCCUAUAGCUUUAAAUACGUCUCUUGGGUUUAGGCACAGCUGUAACCCGGUGUCCCUGUUUGAUGCAGAAGUUGAGAAGUAUUGCCCAGAGGAUUAUGUCAACAUAAAGGUAUGUUUUAUGUUUGAAAUUGCAGAGCAAGGAGCUGUUUAGGAUUUAGUUCCAUUUUCCAUAGUUUGAUUGUGUAAAAGAGUUUUGGGAUUUUCUUCUUGGUUGUUAAAUAAAAAAGUGUAUUUAAAGGAAAUUUUAAACUUGGGCCAAAUGACUAUAUUGCUAGUUUUCAGGGUUAAUCAUUAAAGGCCGAGCUUGAGUCUGUUUAAAACCUACAGCAAUCUGAUAUAGUACAGAGCGCUCUGCAGACACUGGUUGGUGGAAUUCUGGAGAAUGUAGGAGACAACAGCAUUAUUGCUCAUGUUGAGUGCCCGGCUAUGAAAGAAUAUGUGUAUUUUGGGGUGUCUGGUCUAUAAUUGUAUGUCUGUGAUUUUAGAGGACUUUGGAGAGGGAGGUGCGGCAGUGCCAGGCGCUGAUUAUCUGGACUGACUGUGAUCGAGAGGGUGAAAAUAUCGGCUUUGAGAUCAUCGAUGUUUGUAAAGCAGGUAUGCAGCCACAUGUGUAAGGCCAAAAGUAUCCAUAAUGACACGUUACUGCUUUGCUCAGUUUCCACACUUCUCCCUUAGUUAUGUGGGCAUCUGCAUUUAUUCAAAACCAUUUCUACCACCAAUGCUCUUUACACCUGCCUUCCCUUAUUGUUCCAGUGAAAUCGAGCCUGCAGGUUUUUAGGGCUCGUUUUUCAGAGAUAACCCCACGCUCUAUCCGUAUGGCUUGUGAGAACCUGACACAACCCGACCAGAACAUCAGCGACGCUGUCGAUGUGAGAAUGGAGCUUGAUCUGCGAAUAGGUGGGUGAACACCGAACAUGGAUAUUUUUAUUGUUGAUUUUCUCUGCAUCCAGUCUUCACAGCACAAAACAGUGCUGCUAAUUCCAGAAUCUCUCAAUGAAUCAGUCUGCUUCCUGGCACACACAUCCAUACAGAAGGCAUCGCUGUCCUCUCGUACCUGUAGAAUUAUUCUAGAAGCUCAAUAUGUCUCUCGUGUAAAACGUGCCCAUUGUGUCACACUUAGGUGCUGCCUUCACUAGGUUUCAGACUCUACGUCUUCAGAAAAUCUUCCCAUCUGUGUUGUCCAACCAGCUGAUCAGCUAUGGCAGCUGCCAGUUCCCUACUUUAGGAUUUGUGGUUGAGAGAUUCAAAGCCAUUCAAGCCUUUGUUCCAGAGACUUUCUACAAAAUCAAAGGUACUUUUGUAAAAGUGACAUACCCCAUGAUACUUAAACAGCUGGAGCUGCCCUCUGUGCAUUGUUUUGAUUCAUACAUUUUUAAACUUGAUAUUGUAGCAACAAGUAAAACAAAUCAUGUUUUAAGAGCAUACACACAAACAGAUAAAACAUAUCUUUUUCUCAUAUACAACACAGGAAAGUCUAUUAGGCAGCAUAAUAAAAAUGGGCAUUAUGUCAUGUAGGACAGAAUGUGAGGGCUUUACUUUAUUAGUGAUGGUAUCACUUUCUCAAAUAGCAAGGUUCUUCCACAUUUACAGUAAGGGAUGGCUUUGUGCACAGCUGCUAUUUACCAGAAAGGAUACUUUUAGAUUUCUUUUGGUUGUCCUGGAAUUUUUCUCCUCAGUAUUUCAAAUUGUUUUCUUUAAGUUGGAUUUUGUGAGUUCACACAUCCGUGGCAUGCUUUGGAAUUCUCCACAUGGUACCCACUUUGAAUUAGGUAGAGUGCUGUGUUGGCAAAUGUGUGUUUGCCUUAGAAUGAUGCUCACGGUCUGUUUAAUUUGGAUCAUCCGAUUCUGUUUUUUAUAUAUGUAUAUAUACUUAAUAAAUAUACUUAAUGUUAUUUGCUUGUCUCUUAGUAACUCAUGAACACGAAGAUGGAACUGUGGACUUCAACUGGAAACGUAACCGUCUCUUUAACCACACCGCCUGCCUGGUUUUGUACCAGAUCUGCAUGGAGGUUAUUAUCACACAACACGACCAAACAUGUAUUGAUUCUUACUGUUACAUAGCAACGGUUUAUUCAGCAGCUGUACACAGUGGGAAUAUAAACCUGGGUAUCUCACGACUACCUGUAGGGUUUCUUGUCAGUCUUGUCAGAAAAUUGUAUAACAUAUGCAACUGUUAGAACUCCCCAAAAUGUUCUAUAGUGUUCCCUUUAGGUGUGAUCACAAGAUAUUCCUAUGUACACUUUUUUCAUUUAUGUAGUUUGACCUUUUUUUUUUUUCUUUUUUUUUUCUUUUUUUCACCCAGGAUGUGCUAAUAUGUUGUUCUGUUUGUAGGAUCCAAUCGCAACGGUUGUUGAAGUGGGAAGCAAGCCUAAAAGCAAAUGGAGACCCGUGGCUCUUGAUACCGUGGUACGUACUGUAAAUUCUGGCCAUUUUACUGAGCUAUCUAGUCUAUGGAAUGUCCGCUGCUCGAACAUGCUAAACUGGGUGAGCAUCAUGGGUAAUGUAGUCCAUAACAGCUACAGUACCAAAUGCUGGCCACCACGGCAUUGAUUGCUUGUUUUUAUGUAGUAUACACUGUAUAACAGUCAUAUCUUCAAAAUGGUAGUGAAAGCGGACAUUUGGUUCGUGGGCACAAUUCCUUUCCCAGGUUGAUCUAUUCUUCAUCAUCACCCUCCCACACACAUCUCCUUUUUUCUUUUGUCUAUGCAGGAGCUGGAAAAACUGGCUUCUCGCAAACUGAAAAUUGGCGCCAAGGAAACGAUGAAAAUUGCUGAGAAGUUGUAUACCCAAGGGUAAUUCAGUGUGGUUUUAUGGGCAUAGUGUUUGUAUUAUGUUUUAGUGUAAUUGGAGGUUUGGUCAAUAAAUUGUAAGUUGGUGAUCAUUAUGUUUAAUGUUGAAAAUGUAGGCUAAAGUCAACAAGCUAUAGAAUAUCUCAAACUCGACUAUGUGUCCAUUUUAGUUAUUUUGGCAUUUUGUUAUCAGUGCCCCAUUAAUUAGAUAUACUUAUUGUGAUUAAUAUCAACUAAUUUAUGGAAGCACAUUAACAAUGGGACAGAGCAGCGGAAAAGAAAUUGAAUAGAUUCACUCAUUGUGCGAAGCCAUACGCAUAUGCUGGAUUCCAAGAACGAAGGAGACAUGUGGUUGGCACUUGGUGAGAUGGGGGAUCUGAAAUGCAUUCUUCUGGACAGAGGGAUGUAGAGGGGGUAGCAUGAUACAAUUUUGAAAGUUUAAAUCAAUAUUUGUAGGAGAGUGUGAUAAACCAGGGAUUUCAGGCCUAGAUCAGCCCAAAUAUUAAAUGUUACUUUUAACCAGCUUGAAUAAUGCACUGCACAAUUUAUUUUAUUUUCUAGGUACAUCAGUUACCCCCGCACUGAGACCAAUAUUUUCCCCAAAGAUUUAAACUUGACAUCAUUGGUUGAGCAACAAACGCAAGACCCUCACUGGGGUAACUUUGCACAGCGGAUUUUGGAAAGGGGUGGGCCAACCCCUCGAAAUGGCUCCAAAUCAGAUCAGGCCCACCCUCCCAUUCACCCCACUAAAUAUGCCGGCAACUUGCAGGUGUGUGUCUUGUAAACAUGAUCAAUCACUCUGUCAUUUUCUGAAUAUGAUCUAAUCUCUAAGCUGGAAAUUACAGAGACUUGAUACGGGAAUUCCAGAUUGUAGGAAAGAACAGCUGAACUGGAAAUCUAGAGAGAUUAUAUUUUUCUUAAUUUGACUAUUUUAGCCUAUAAUGUAGGACACCAUUCACUCCCUAUAAUAUCGGAGAUGCAGUUUAUAGUGUGGUUACAUUGUUAGCAUGUAGCUGCUCAUUACAGAAGUUAGAAAAAGCUAGUACUUUCACAAGGUAAAAGAAAACUGGACUUUGCAAGUUAUAGAGUCCUCUCUCCUCAUACUAACCUGAUUUACCACCUUAACAACCAGGUUUAGGGAAAUCCCUUUAUGUGAUGUCAUUCAUGGCAUUCCAUUUAUUACAUUGUGGAGUUAAUAAUUUCAUUACAUUGAGAAAUUAAAGGACUACUUCAGCUCAAUGAAGUGGUCUGAGUGCCAGGCCCCCCUAGUUCUAACCCUGCAGCUGAAAACAUAGCAGUUUAAGAGAAACUGCUAGUUUACAUUGCAAGGUUAAUCCAGCCUCUAGUGAGAAAAUCGCACUGAAAUGACGCUGGACGUCCUCACGGAGUCCAGCGUAAUUUCAGAUCCCCAUAGGAAAGCAUUGAGUAAUGCUUUCCUAUGGGCGGGUUUGAAAGCGCGCCUCUGGCCUCGCAUACGCAUUUGGAGUGGACGUCAGCAAGGGGAGGAGAGAUCACCAGCACUGAGGGAGCCCAGCACUGGAUUAAGGUAAGUGGCUGGCUGGGGGGGAGGGAGGGUAUAAACCCUAUAGUCCCAGGAAAAUGGGCUUGUUUUCCUGGCACUAUAGGAUCCCUUUAAUAAAUUCAUUACAUUGAGGAGUUAAUGAAGAAGCAGGCUGUGACUAUAUUUGGAGACCAUUUCAAACACUCUUCAAGGCUAAUCUAGAGCUCCUAGCCUUGCUAUGACUAACCUUAGCAGCCGUAUAUCUUUGGGAAUUCUAGAAAUUCCAUGGUACUCAGCCAGUGUUAAGGCUUGUCAGGCAUCAUGGGAAAUCUAUACAGUUAGAUGCCUUUGUUCACAUACAGUAGGUUCUGAACGCAGUCACACAGGAUGUUAGAAAGUCACUGGCUGUGAAUUGGCUGAUCAGAGUCUUUUGAUGAUGGGUUCCGGAUUAAUGUUUUUCUCUUUAAAAAUGUGUUUUCAAAUUACUACUUCUCUUUAAGUUUUUUUUUUUUUUUUGGUCAUAUUUAAAGAUUAAUGCAUCUGUUUUUGUUUCUGUUUACGAUUGGAAAAGUUGGAAUUAGUUCAAAUCAGACCUAAUUUAAUCUCUACUCUCCCAUGUUCAGGGCAAUGAGCAGCGCAUCUAUGAAUUUAUUGUCCGUCAUUUCUUGGCCUGUUGCUCCCAGGAUGCUCAGGGGCAGGAAACCAGUGUGGAGAUUGAAAUUGCUGCUGAGCGGUUUGUGGCUCAUGGGCUGAUGAUCAUCGCCAGAAACUAUCUGGACGUUUAUCCAUAUGACAAAUGGAACACAAAGGUGACACACCUUCUGGAGGAGAGAAACCCAGUUAUUGCUUUUGAAAUCCUUUUCUGCUGAGCAGCGAUAUGGGAUUUGUCAUGUAGUACGUCUGUCUGCAUAUUUAAUUCCAUAAUGGAUAUUCUAGGAACCAUAACUCCUAUAAUGCACUGUACUGGUUUGUGGUGCUACCGCGUUUCCCCGAAAAUAAGACAUCUCCAAAAAUAAGCCCUAGCCGUUUGCUAAUCUGCGUUUGGGGAAUUUUCCCCAAACAUAGAUUUGAGGAAUUCCAUUCGCUAGUAAGUUUAUCUAUGUUCGGGGAGGUUUCUCCGAACAUAGAUACGCAAGAGUCCAUUCACGAGUGAACUAAUCUAUGUUCGGGGAAGUUUCCCCAACAGGAUUCCAUGCCCUAGUGAAUUGGUCUAUGUAUGGGGGAAUUCCCCUUGUAUGUAGACCUGCAUUCUAGCACAUGUUUUUCCCCCAAAAAAAUAAGACCACCCCCCCAAAAAAAAGCCCUAGUGGGAUUUUUGGGGUAAAAAUUAAUAUAAGACCCGGUCUAAUUUUCGGGAAAAGACAGUAGGAGUACUCUGGUGACAUCCAAUAAUAAACUAAACCCUGUAAGGCAUAUUAUGCCAGAAAAUAUGAAUAUUAUUCUAUUACUCACAUUGAAGGUCACAACUAAGAAAAAAUUGUAUCACAUCCAUUUUUGUAGCUAUUUAAAACCAAAUAGCAGGGGGAGGGUGGGGGGGAAUUGUGACAUUGAGAAAAGUUGAGAUAGCAAGUUGUUCAUUGACACCCAAAUGCCUUAUUAGACAAUGGUCUAAUUCAAUUUUCGACUUCAAAACACUUAAACUUCUUUAGCAAAGGCAGUAAACAAAUAGAUUUGGUUGAUUCUGCCAAGCUAUAAAAUCUAGUGUGUGCUUACUCAAACAAUAGAGGGUUUUCCAUCUCAUGAUGAAUGAGAAGAAGACUCAAAGUCCAGAUUACAAGCCCUCUUGUGAGAGUAAUAAGAAUGGGGGUUAAUAUUGAAUGGUCUGACUGAAAUGAAGUCAGGAUUGAUAUUUUAAAGUAUGUCUGAAAGGCAAAGUAUAAUCAUUAUAUUAUAGUAUAGCAUGUAAGCUCUCAAACGGUGUACAAACGGUUUGGCACAUACUCCGUUCUGUUAGGCUUUUAGUCUGCACUGAUAGGAUAAUGGGGAAGUUCAUACAUCUGCAUAUCUUCAUGUAUUGCCUGCAAUAAUUAAAUGAGAGGGGCAUUCUAUUUUGAGGCACGAUAUUUAAAAGCUGAUUUGCUAAGACAUAUAAUGUGGUCGUUGAGAGGUUAAAAUGCAACAUAUUUUCUCUCCCUCCAAAAGCAAGCCAAUGGCAGCUACAAACAACUUCUAUACUUAUAGACUGCAUAUUUAUCGGAUCUGUUAUUUUAUUGGUAACUGGCUUAUCAAAUCAUCGCAGGUUUGCAAACGGACCGGUCUUUCAAAAAAAAAAAAAAAUCACACUAGAAUCUUCCAGUUUAGUUUUUUUGGGUUUUGUUAUUGUUUUGCGGAUAAAUUAGUACGACCGCUACAGCAUGUGCCUGUCUUUUAUACACAGCUUGCAGGUGCCGAUUAUUUGUCGUUCCUAAAAUCUGUUUGUUACUUUAGAUUAUUCCUGUAUAUGAAAUGGGUGCCAGAUUUCAGCCCACCACAGUGGAGAUGGUAGAUGGGGAGACAAGCCCACCCCAACUACUAACUGAAGCAGAUCUCAUUUCUCUUAUGGAGAAACAUGGAAUAGGUGAGUUGCAACAAGCAUUAAGGCACAUUCAGGAUAUUAGGUCUACCAGUGACAUUUGUAAAAAGUAUUUUCCUACCCAUACAGUAACAAAUAUGUAAAAGGUUUUGUUUUGCUGUAAAUACCAAUGCUGGCCUGCCAUGAUCAGCAUUAAGCAUGUUAAAUACAUUAUUCUGUUCCUUUUAUAACUAAAUCAGAAGUCAAAGUUUUAAUAACACUAAUUAAAAAGAACAGAAACUUAUUUCUCUUAAUCUGUGCAUGUGUGUGCAAGUCUCCCCAUUACAGGUAAAUCGUGUUUGUUUGUUUAUACUCUCUAUAGUUUUAGGAAAUGUUUCGAGCGAGUAGAACCUGCUUUCUGACCCUGCAACCUUUCCAUUUAGUAUAUAUUGGCUUCUACUUUUAUUUUGUAAUUGGCUGUGUCCUGUUAUUCAUUCAGAUUGAUUCCUGUUGGAGUUUCAGAUUGCUUAUUGCUUGUAUCCCUGCAGGUACUGAUGCUACACAUGCAGAGCACAUUGAGACCAUCAAAUCACGCAUGUAUGUGGGUCUCACGGCAGAACAGAGAUUUCUCCCUGGAGAGCUGGGGAUGGGGCUGGUGGAAGGUGAGAUUCCCCAUUCCCACGUCUACUAAACCAAUAAGAGGAUUAUAUGUAAAAAAAAAAUGUUUGGGGGGUGUGAGACUUUUACUGGUUGCUCCAGCCUGCAUACCCACUUCCACCUUUAGAAGCACUUAUGGUGGAAGGAAUCUGUAUGUGCAAUGAUUCGGCUUGAAAUGCUGCACUUAAAGAGAGAGAUCCACUUUUGUGCCAAGGGCUAGUUACACCCCUGGCAUACGUGAACAGCUGCCUAAUGUUAAUUCUGUGAAAAAUUACAUCUGUCGUCGUGCACACUGUGCACUUGCAACAGACUUAAUAAGCAUCUACAAGGGGAAUCUUGUAUCUCUGCACCUUACAUUGACUGUUGUUGGUCCCGGUAAAUUUUAACCUAAUUUAAUGGGGGAUUGACAUUGAAAUAAUAUUAGAAAGAGUUGGAGUAACCCUUUAAGGAGUUUGAGACAGCCUCCUCUUACUAAGAGGUCACUUGAACUCUCUAAUUCUUUACUUACAAACCAUUCACACACCCUCCGAAAAUAUAAAUUGACAAAUUACAUUUUCUUCCCAUGUACAAGACUCAUAUAGCCACAACAAAUAUACUUACCAGUGACUAACCUAAAAUAUAAUGUUCUGUAAAAGUACCUUAAAAAUAUGGCGCAUAAUCACUGCUCCUUAUUGUUCCUAAACUCCCAGAGUCUGCUUAGGAACCUGGAUAUUGAAAUAUGAAGUAGACUUUAUUACCCUUUCUUUGCCAUUCCAUAGGAUACGAUUCCAUGGGCUUCGAGAUGUCCAAACCAGAUCUUCGUGCUGAGCUGGAGUCUGAUCUGAAGUUGGUCAGCGAAGGGAAGAAGGACAAAUUCACGGUUCUAAGACAGCAAAUCCAGAAGUAUAAGCAAGUCUUCAUAGAUGCAGUAGAGAAAGCCACCAAGUGAGUCUUUUUGUGUGUGGGCAUAUUUUGGGUUUAAUUUAAAUUUACUUGGGGAACCUUAAUGUCAGAUUCCUUAUUAGCUGUGGUAACAUAAAUAAUCUUAGAGUUGAGUAGGAUUUUGUUAGAUAUUGAGAGACUAGGAGCCAGAACAGGGUGGAAAGUUUGAUGAAAGGCAGUUGCUCAGUGCUCUCCUACCCAGGCAGUAGAGCACUGCCACCACAGACCUACAAUUCUCGACAAGCCUUAGAGAUAAAGCAGAUUAUUUACAGUGUUCCAGUAUGGGGAAUGUGGUAAGUGAUAUGUCUUGGUGCACACUUAUUGUGCAAUGAACCCAUAUAUUUCUUUUACUCUUCAAAGGCUGGACGAGGCUUUGUCGCAGUACUUUGGGCAAGCAGCGCAGUCUGUCCCGCAGCAGGAGAUCUACACGGAGACUCCCCUUCCUGUACGGAAAUGCCCACAGUGCAACAGGGACAUGGUACUGAAGACAAAAAGAGAUGGAGGGUCAGUGACUAUCUAAACAUACAGCAAAGGGAUUUCUAAAGUAUCUCUCAAUUAAUUCAUGAAAUAAUCUUCUGAUAUUUAUAGGUGUGCUGGCCAAAGCCCACUUGAAUAAUGUUCUGUACUAACUGUACAUUUAGAAAGCUGACAGCUGGCCUUCAACUCCCAUAAAUCUCUGCCAGAUAGCCUCUCUGUAAAAUGUAUUCAUAAUGAUCAGGUACAGUUAUAUAACUGGAGCAUAAAUGGAAACGCUGAUGGUUGGGGAGGGGUUCUACACUACUAACCCAGCUUUAAAAGUUACUUGCCACUGCAAGUCCAUGGCACACUCACCAGGGGUAAGUGUGGGUGGCUGAAGAAUGACUAUGAAAACAUAGCAUCAGUUUGGGUCCAGUAACUUUCUAUGUGGAAUGGUCAAAAUGCAAAAAAGGUUGAAUUUCCUUAAAUUUCUGAAUGACCUCUUUAAAGAAAUGUUCUUUGUAUGUAAUGUGGCAACAAAACAUUAGUUUAUUUAAAUAGUUACACAUUGUGUUUUUUUUCUCUCUCCCUAGUUUUUAUCUGUCUUGUGUGGGGUACCCAGGCUGCAAAACGUCUGUGUGGUUUCCCAGCUCUGUCCUUGAAGUCUCUCGAGAUGACAGUAUCUGCACAACAUGCGGGCCCCAUCCAGUCCACAGGUGAUGGAACACCCUGCAAAGCAUUCAGCUCUGGAACAUUAUAUUGUAAAGGAAUUUCUGGGAUAUUUGUGUAUAUAGUGUAUUUCAAAUUUAAGGCCAAACGUGAAACCUAAAAGACUUGGAGAAUUCUGCCAAGCUUGAUGAUUUGGGCCUUCUAUUUGAAAUUCACUUUGACUUCCUUACAAUGAGUACUUACAGGGUAAUUCACUAUAGUGAGAAUUGCAGGGAAUUCAAAGUGAAUUUCAAACUGAAGGUCGAAUCGGAAGCAUAGCUAACUGUGAGAAUCUUUCUGGCUCAGCUAUUUUGAUCUAACUUUUAUUUUUUGAAUUCAUUAUUUUUGCAGUGCAUAGUUUGAUGCAUAAGCUCUCUUAGACACUGCAUUGGUGAAGCCAGCUAUCAGAGUCUAGGACAGCAGUUAAAGGAACACUGUCACAUGUGGGGUUUUAUACAAACCAUAAAUAAUAUAGAGCUAUUUUUCUUUAUUUUAUUAUUUGCAUUGUAUACAUGGCUUUCCUAGUGCAUCCAUAUCAUGUAAAUACAUAUACCUGCCAUGGUACAGAGCAUGAGCGUGAAUGUGUUCAUAUGACAUUUUUUAUCAUAAUUUUUUUUUACCUAGAAGGAUGCAUUCAGAUUCCUCUCACUCUCAAAUGUGACCUGGAGAGCGCAUUCACACACAUUGUUACACUUGUAGUUAGAGACAUAUAAGGUACAUUUACAGAUACCUUGGUCCACGUAAAAUUAUAAAUGAGCAUUGAGUGUCCGGAACACAUACAUGCAUUUCUGACACUGUAGUCCUGAAGUGGUUGUUUAGGUGACUGCCCCCCUCUCUUUGUAGUAAAAAGGUGAAUUUACUCCCCUUUUUUCCACGCCAUGCCAGUCUUGCCAUUGCUGGCUUCGCCUGCAUGGCUUAGAUCAUUAAACUUGAUGAUCUCAACCAAUCCAGUGCUUUACCAUUGGAAAGCAUAGGGAGACUAUUGCGCAUUUGUGGUAAAACUUUGCAUCUCCUUAUUGAUGCAUCUCUAUGGGGAACGUUCAGCGUCCCCAUGCAGAGCGUGGAGACACUGUGCAGCACUCACCCAGGAAGCACCUCUAGUGGCUGUCUUCGUGACUGCCCCUAGAGGUGUUACUAGCCAGCAAAGUAAGAACUGCCUUUUCUCUGAAAUGGCAGUGUUUAUAGUGCUAACACUGCAGGGGCAUGCUGUAGACACCAGAAACCCUACAUUAAGGCAUUAAGCUGUAUUGGUUCUGGUGACUGGAGUGUACUUUUAAUGGAUGCAUGUGUUUUUAAGGACUUCAGAUUGAGGGCAAAGUUGCUAUUUUUUAGGGAGUUUACUCGACAUACAGGAAGAUUUAAAGUAGAAAGCAUAUAAUAGGCAUUACCUACAUACAAAGUUUCGUGGACGUAAUUUUGUUUUAUACUUUCGAUGAAUUCACUGACCAUUCCUCUUUAAAAGCUUAACAUGCAGAACUGCCAGGGGCUGUGAUGUGUACUGCAUCCAAAUGUAUUAACCUUCUGAGCUGUAAGAAGGGAUCUGUAAAUGGAUUGCAGCUUGUAAUUAGUUUCUGUUCUUCUAGGCUAAAGAUGAAAUUUAAACGGGGCAGCAUUCCACCCCUCAUGCCCCUGGAGUUUGUGGGGUGCAUUGGUGGAUGUGACGAGACCCUUCGAGAGAUUCUGGACCUUAAAUAUCUACAUGGUGGAAACAGAGUGCCCACUGCUGCUCCUCGUGAUGGGAAUCAACUUCAGGUGAACCAGAGCAGCAACCACACGUCAAACCGAGGCGGACCAGGCCGUCAGCCACCAGCCAAAAAGGACAAACAACCUGCACUGGUGAUGCCUGCUGUCCCAAGAGGCCCUCUGGCCAACACCAACAACAGUGACAGUAAUGAAGUAGUCUGUAAUUGUGGUGUGAGUGCAGUGCAACUAACAGUGCGUAAAGAGGGACCCAAUCAGGGCCGGCCCUUCUACAAGUGCAAUGGGGGUGCAUGCAACUUCUUUCUGUGGGCGGAUCAAGAAGGUGGAGCCAGCAGGACUACGCCACCUUCACAGUCCUCUACAACACGCCCCUCAGGUGCAUUCACCAAUCCAAGGCAGCCCCAGGACAGCUUCAGGCCCAGAGGGGGGAGUGAAGACUCGGGAGCUGGGGGAGAGGCUGUGUGUAACUGCAACCAGCCAGCAGUAACCCGUACAGUUCAGAAAGAUGGCGUGAACAAAGGCAGACAGUUCCACACCUGCGCUAAGCCCAGAGAACAGCAGUGUGGCUUUUUCCAGUGGGCGGAUGAGAAUGUCCCUCCAGGUGAGAAAUCAAGGUGGGGUAAGGUGGCAUCUUGUGUGUUCCUUGAAUAUCUUACUGCAUUGCCAUUUACCACCAGCUGUCAUGGGUGACCAAUUAGGCAUAUUCUCCAGCAAUGCACAGUAGAUGCUUAUCGCGUGUCCCUGCACUCUGUAUAUUCCAGUCCCUUACAGACUGGUCUGUACACGUACCAAGCAGGCUAGCUGUCAGGAUUAAAUGGGCAUACUCUUCAAACUGGUAAGAGUUAUAUUUGGUGUACAGAGUAAUGUUAGGUAUGCGGUUUACCAAUGUAAGCAGUGAUUUGAACCAUUGGAUUUAAAACUUGCCCUUUUGUCCUCAGAAAAUAAUUCAUUUAUUUAUCCUUGUAAAAUGUUCCUUUCAUAUUCUUCCUUUCUUCUAGGCUCUUCAACCAACUUCUCAAGCUCGUUUGGAGGGGGAUCAAGUGUGAGAGGUUCAGGAGCCAAAAACAAGCGCUCAGAUUAUGGUUCAGAAAGAGGGCCUACAGCAAAGAAGCCACGGACAUGUGGUAUCUGCCAUCAGACAGGACACAACCGGACAAACUGCCCCCAGAACCAAUGACAUCCUUUAUAUUUUUUUAUUUUUAUAUAUAUAUAUAUAUAUAUAUAUAUAUAUAUAGUGGCCUAUCACAACCAAUACUGGCUACAAUGUCCAAAACUUUAUUAGUAGAAACUUUAGUAUUUUAUAUUUCAGAGCAUAUAUUUUAAGAAUAUGUUCUCCAUUUUCUAAUGCAACGUGAGACUUGUAAAAGGGGGGGACACGCUUAAAAUUGAAACCACCUUUACUUUCAAACAGAUAAGUAUCAGGCACCAUGCAAAGAGAGUCAAAGAAUGUGAUCCCGCAGUUAACUUGUUCUAGACCAGGGUUGAUUGGUGCUGAAAGGGUUAAUUUGAGAGACAGAACCGCUUUAUAUGAAUGUAUGUGUCUUUUUAUGUGGCUGUUUGUGCUCUAUUGGAAAAUGGGGGUAAGCUUAAGUACAAGUCUGUAUUUUCCAUUUACUCGAUCAGGAUUGAGAGCCAUUUUCUUUAAAUAUAUUGGUAAUCGUAUCUUCUGCUGUCCCUGCGAAGAUCUCCUACACUAUUUCAUUUCCAGCAAUUAAUAUUACAAAUUCUUAUUGGUUUGGUGGUGGUGAAAACCAAAAGAAGUUGGUCUGAUUUAUCAAUUAGUAUUAAUUAGUUGACGUUUGUGUGCUAUUCACAAAUACAUUUUAGGAACUAGGUCUGAUAGAAAGCCUUCCAGAUUAAAUGAAUACCAUAAUGAGCACACGCACUUUGAAAAGUUGGAUAAAGCACAAGGAUGUACAUUUAUAGAGGUGACUGAGUAUCAUGGGAGUUGUAGUGCUUGUUGGCUUAUAACCAUUGAAAUGCUAUGGCAUACCUGUUUUUAAAAAUGGAAUGUUUCACACAUUUAUACUGGGGUGUUAACCUUGAAAUAACCCGAGUUCCUAGGAAACCUUACAUUACUCAUGCCCAACCUACAUUUUGCCUAGCAGUUCAGAGAUUCCCCACCACUACUGUUACAUAUUCCAUUCAACAUUGCAACAGCCAAUCUGCAUGAACACAUGGGAUAUUCAAACAGCUAUGGAAAACUCUAUUUAUCAUAUCUGAGAAUGCUCCAAUUUUGAGCUGACUUGUACAUUACUGGGUUUGUUCCUAUGUUCAAUACUAAAAAAAAACAAAAAACUUUCAAUAUGAUUUAAUCUUGCUAUUUUUUUUAAAAUUGUGGUUUUUAACUUUUCAAUUAUUUUUUUUGUCUAAUUGUUUGUAAAUAUUCAAAUAAACUUUGAAAAAAGUUUUAUAAAGAACAUAUUUCUAGGAUGAUACAGCAUUUCUUUAAAAGACACUUGUAAUAGUUAUUGUGCAGGAGUGCAGCCUGUUAUUGCUGUUCGUUUGUAAAAGUAAAAUCCCUUUUUAUUUCCGUGGCUGGACUUAAACUGAUUGAAAAUCUGUUGAUCGAACAUUGGAGAGCAGCACUCAAAAAUCUUUCUAAACUCCUUCAACUGUUUAUUUCAAUCUGAAAGUAAUAGUUUUUUUUCUGUAUCAUUGUAUGGAGUACUGGAAAAGCAAACCAAGCACCAUGACGCUGUCCACCUAUAAAAUCUUCAUUGCCUUGGAAGCAUGUCCAUUAACUCAGGGCUAUGGCUUGCAUUGGACAUGUUACCGAGUUACCGGGUAUUUUAACACGUUCUAUGCUUUGUUUUGUGUGAUCUAUAUGUUGAAUGUGGUUGCAGGGACUUGAUGACUGACCUGCAACUAUUAUGCCAAAAAUAAAACUAACAAAAACUCCAAUACUAUAGAAACUAUAUAUAUAUAUAUUUAUUUUUUCCUCCUCAUAAAACCCUUAAGUUCUAAAUGUUAU